AUGGGUGAGAGACUGAGUGGUACCGUCAAGUGGUUCAAUGACCAGAAGGGGUUCGGCUUUAUCACCCCCAACGAUGGCGGCGACGAUCUGUUCGUCCACCAGUCCUCGAUCCGAACGGAGGGGUUUAGGACCCUCGGCGAUGGCGAGUCGGUUGAGUUCCAGAUCGAAUCUGACAGCGAUGGCCGCACCAAGGCCGUUGAUGUGACUGGACCGGGGGAGGGUCCCGUUCAGGGAAGCCGUGGUGGUGGCGGUGGUGGUGGUAGAGGCCGAGGUGGCGGCGGGGGGGGUUAUGGGUUUAACGGUGGAGGUGGAAGAGGCGGAGGCGGUAGAGGUGGGAGAGGAGGCGGUGGCUAUGGAGGUGGUGGAUACGGCGGUGGCGCAGGUGGAUAUGGCGGUGGCGGUGGAUAUGGCGGAGGAGGCGGUGGUGGCGCCUGUUUCAAGUGCGGCGAGUCUGGCCAUAUGGCUAGGGACUGCGAGCAGGGUGGAUCCGGCGGCGGUUAUGGCGGUGGAGGCGGCUAUUCAGGUGGUGGUCGCGGAGGCGGUGGUGGUUCUUCCGGUGGCUGCUACGGAUGCGGUGAAUCUGGCCAUUUCGCAAGGGAGUGCCCUAACAGGUCUUAG
Messenger RNA from Prunus armeniaca (apricot), 618 nucleotides. Lineage: Eukaryota; Viridiplantae; Streptophyta; Magnoliopsida; Rosales; Rosaceae. The record is from the annotation of a GenBank genome assembly.